Molecule: messenger RNA, 1288 nt
Organism: Melanaphis sacchari
Lineage: Eukaryota; Metazoa; Arthropoda; Insecta; Hemiptera; Aphididae
Product: transmembrane protein 14C
Exons: 3
Coding region: 589-1212 (207 amino acids)
Biological process (GO): homologous chromosome pairing at meiosis; meiotic strand invasion involved in reciprocal meiotic recombination; meiotic joint molecule formation
Cellular component (GO): mitochondrial membrane; DNA recombinase auxiliary factor complex; condensed nuclear chromosome
Molecular function (GO): double-stranded DNA binding; recombinase activator activity
Source: RefSeq, a predicted model, not a curated record
AUUGAUAUAAAUUGCUCGUAACAUUUUCGAGUAUGUUACAAUUUUUGAAGUAAAAUUUUUGUUUUUUAUUAUCAGUCGAUGGUAUUUCCUAUUUGGAGUAGAGUUAACAUGGAAACCAUUUUUGUUUUGUAUUUAUCGCGCCAAAAUCGGAAUUUAUGAUAAUAUAAUCCCAUUACUAAUAUUAUAUUAUUAUAUUAUAUACAUUAGUCUAGUCUUAGCUGUUGAUUAUCUCGCGUGUGUUAUGUUUGUUUGAUGUUUGUCCAUCUGGCAUCUACUCCAUGCUUCCAUUAGCCUAAUGAAAUAGAAGGUAGAUGGGACAGUGUUUACUGUUUAAUAUUGUUUAAAUGCUUAUAAAACACUAUAUAGCUUUGAUUUGUUUUCUAAUUUUUAAAUCUCGGUCUUUACUAUUCAACCUAUAUACAACAAGAAAGUUUUACGCAAUUUCUGAAAUUGUUUACUUUUCAAAUUUCCAAUUUUGAAUGCGUUCAAGUACAGAUACAUACAAAAACCGUUCAGAACCAGCUACUCACUUGGUAACGGCUACGGCAAUAUCGUAUACUGGCAGUCUUCGUUCUUUGAACAGAAAACAUGGGAUCGGACAAGAAGAUUGUUUACGAUUUCAUGGCCACGGCCAACAGACCGUUCAGUGGCAACGACGUGUUUUCAAAUUUACAGCGGCAAGGCGUCGGAAAGUCGGCUGUGGAAAAAGCGCUCGAUCAGUUGGUGAAGGAAAAUAAGAUCUUCAUGAAAUUGAAUGGCAAACAGAAGAUUUACUGUGUAGUGCAACCGGAUUCAACAGCGGAAGACCAAAACGAAAUCCAAUCGAUCGACGAGGAAUUGGUGAAAGUUACCGAGACACUGCGUGAAGUCGAGCGCAAGUACAAACAAUCCGAAAUCGAAGUAAAAACGCUCCAGAACACCUACAGUACCGAAGAAGUAAAACGCAAGGUGUCCGAAAUGGAAAAAGUCGUAUCCGAUUUAAAAUCGCAAUUGGACGUAGUGUCGAAAACAAGUGGUAACGUGGUGUCGUCAAAGGAUAGAGAAAAAGUGAAGAAGGAAUACGAAACGAUGACUAAGGAGUAUAGGAAACGCAAACGUAUGUGUACGGACAUAUUGGACUCGAUCUUGGAGAACUGUCCGAAACCGAAAAAAGCACUCUUCGAAGAAAUCGGAAUCGAAACCGACGAGAGCGUCGGCAUGCCAGCAUUGUGAGCGCGACCGUCGGCUUAAAAAUAUUAUUAUCAUUAUUCUUAUUUAUAUGUUUGUAAUUGUAAUAUACUUAAACUUU